Messenger RNA from Prunus armeniaca (apricot), 1308 nucleotides. NCBI's taxonomy places the organism in Eukaryota, Viridiplantae, Streptophyta, Magnoliopsida, Rosales, Rosaceae. The record is from the annotation of a GenBank genome assembly.
AUGAAGUGUGUUGAUGAUAUGAAGACUUUUCAGGAUGCUAUUAUGGCAGAUCAUGUGUAUGAUUUUUUGGUUGGCCUUGACGAUAGUUAUGACAAGGUCCGCAGUGAUAUUCUAUGGAGUGAUAAAGUUUCAAGUAUUGAAAAUGUAUUUUUUAUGGUUUGUCGAGAGGCUCAACACCAGAUUACUAUGCUUGGAUUCGGCACCAAGAUUGGGGAACCUACUGUUGCGUUUGCUUCCAAAAACACUACUUUGAGGGAGCGGAGUCGUUUAAAAAGGGAAAACCUCCACAACAAAGCUCAUGUGGUUGUUGCCCCCACUUCUGUGGCUGACAUCACCACUGAGCAUGGCCCUUUUAUUGCUACUCCUCCUCCGACUUUGACUGUAGUCUCAAGCACUCCAACACCUCAGCCUCCAGGUAACUUUGGUAAGGCUUUCCAUGCAUAUGAUACCCACGAUACAGGUUGGAUUAUUGAUUCAGGAGCUACUAACCAUAUGAUGUAUAAUUAUGCUUUAUUCUCUACUACUCUUCCGCCUUAUCAUGAUCAUGUUCUGACUGCUAAUAAUGUUGCUACUCCUGUCAUGGGGGCUGGUUCUAUACUCUUGACAUCUACUUUACCAUUGGACAAAGUGUUACUAGUUUCAUCUUUGUCUAAUGAUUGCACUCGUAUGAUGUGGUUAUAUGGGAUGAAAAUUAAAAGUGAUGUGGUUGAAAUUUUUCAGCGUUUCUAUCAGAUGAUUCAGACUCAAUUUAUGCUUCAUAUCAAGGGUGUACUUCAUGAGACUACUUGCCCUCAAACACCACAACAGAAUGGGGUUGCUGAAAGUAAAAAUGGGCAGAUCCUUACUGAUGCCGGUGCUCUAUUGCUUGGUGUGUCAAUUCCAAAGCGGUUUUGGAUGGAUUUUGUUACUAAUGUAGUCUAUCUCUUGAAUCGUCUACCUUUACGAGUUUUGGAUUUCCAAACUCCUAUGCAGAAAGGCUACCGAUGCUAUCAUCCUGCAACCCGACGUCUCUAUGUCUCUAUGGAUGUUACCUUUAUUGAGGAUGAAAUGUUCUUCUCUGAUACACCCGAGCAUGUCCUUCAUGGGGAGACUAGUAGUGAAGGACAUAACUGGCUAGAUUUACAAGAGGGAGUAGUAUUGGAUAGUUUGAUGAAAAGGGAAGAACCGACUGAACCUGCUGAACCGGCUGAACCUGAUACACCGGCCGAACCUGCUACACUAGCUGAACCUGCUACACCCUUUGAACCUGCUAUUUUAACUGAUGUCACUGUUGUCACUGAACCGAUUGCCCCCAUGAAGCUUCUCUAA